AUGGAGGCUUUGAUGAAACAUUUGAAGUUUCCGGAAAGUCGAAAAGGCGAUGAUGAUUUGGAUGGACAUCAGAAAAAGAUCUGGAUCCCCGAUCCAGAGUUGGGUUUCCGUUUGUGCGCGGUGCUCGAUGAGAGCGGACGCGAUGUGAGCGUCGGAUUUCGAGAUUCACAGGGUUUCUUUGAAAAGAAACGUCUCCCCCACUCUUCAUGUUAUCCAGUGUCACGAAACAGUGGUUCUGAUGAUUUGUGCGCUCUCUCGGAGCCGAAUGUGGCCACCGUUCUUGACUCUCUUCACAAAAGAUAUUCAGCUGAUGUCAUUCAUACGUAUUCUGGUUUAUUUUGUCUCUUCAUCAAUCCAUGGAAAUCCCUUCCGAUCUACAAGAAAGAGAUCAUGGACGUGUAUCGAUCAAAACUUGAUCUGUCGCUUCCACCGCACGUGUUCGCUGUGGCUCAAACAGCGUACGAUGGUGUGAAGAGAGGAGGCACAAAUCAAUCGAUUCUCAUCACUGGAGAAUCGGGUUCGGGGAAAACGGAAAACACGAAACACAUUAUCGAAUUCGUGCUCAACUCGUGUGGCGCCGUCGCACAAACGGUUGGCCAAGAAUUAAUCUCUUGCGGAGAAUUGUUGGAAGCUUUCGGAAAUGCCGCCACAACAGCAAAUGGAAAUUCGAGCAGAUUUGGAAAAUUCAUUCGAAUCGAGUUCGACGUGGACGGGAAAAUGCACUCGGCAUCAGUGGAAUGCUAUUUACUUGAGAAAUCGCGAGUUGUCAAUCAAAAUGGCGGGGAGAGGAAUUUCCAUAUCUUUCAUCAGAUUUUGGAGGGAGGAUUCGGGAAAAAACUCAAGGAUUCGCUUGGGUUAAAAGAAGAUGCUUCAAAGUACCGUUAUGUGAAUGGCGGAGGGGAGUAUUCGGAAGAAAUCGACGAUGAGGCGAAUGGGAAAAUCACUGAUGCAGCUUUCCGCCGUUUAGGCUUCAGUGAUGACGAGAGAUUGCAUGUGCUUGAGAUCGUGGCUGCUUGCAUCCUUUUGGGUGAGAUUGAGUUCCGCGAAAGAACCGGACUCGAUUUGAGUUACGUUGAAGGGACGCAAGAAUUGGAAGCAGUGAGCUCUCUAUUAGGUGUUCGUGGAUCAAUCCUUGCUGAUGCUUUAUGCCAGCCGGCGAUCAAAAUCGGAGAGAACACGAUCCGGAAAAAUCAGAAUUUAAGAAAAACUCUGAACUCGGUGGCAGCUCUAUCAAAGACUUUAUACGAGCGACUUUUUCGAUGGAUUCUCGAGAAAUGCAAUCAAGCAAUUGGACAUCAGACAGAAAAUAUUCAAACAAAUCAACUCUUGCGAAUGAUUGGAGUGCUGGACAUUGCCGGUUUCGAGAUCCUUCAGAAAAACAGUUUCGAGCAAUUGUGCAUCAAUUACACGAACGAGAAAUUGCAACAGUUUUUCAAUCGUUUCAUGUUUAUCAAAGAGCAAACGACGUAUCUUGAGGAGGGAUUGAAAUGGACACAAACCGAUUUCGCUUAUGAUCUCCAACCGACGAUCACUUUGAUUGAAAAGCCCCUCGGAAUUUUGAAUCUCCUAGAAGAGGAGUGUGUUGUGCCGAAUGGAUCCGAGAGCGCAUUUCUUGAAAAAUCCGCUGAACAUCUCAAGGAUUCGCCCGAAUUCGCGAAAAGUCGACACUCUCAAAAAUCUCAAGUUCUCUCGCAUUUCUCGAUCAGACAUUAUGCUGGAAAUGUUGAUUACAAUUUGGACGGUUGGCUGGAAAAAAAUCGUGACUCCGUCGACACAUCGAUAUUGUCGACAAUGCACGAAAGUGUCCAUCAACUUGUCGCCAAGCUUUUCCCAUCAGUGGACGAGAGCGCCAAGCCAAGAAAGGGUGGCCUUUUGACAUCAACUGUUACUUAUGUCUACAAGUCUCAAUUGAGUUCUCUUCUCGAAUCUCUGAACCAAUCGUCGGCUCAUUUCAUUCGUUGUCUUUUGCCGAAUCGCAAUAAACAACCCGGAGUGAUCAACUCGGCGUUGUUACUUCAUCAAUUGAGGUGUAACGGAGUCUUUGAGGGGAUUCGCAUCUGUCGUCAAGGAUAUCCGAAUCGAUUACCGUUUGAUGAAUUUGUGGCAAGAUACGAAAUUCUCAGCCAACAGAAGUUUCCGAAAAAGAAUCGCGCCGCCGCAAGGGAAUUAUGCGAUCUAUUGGAGAUUGAUGAAGAUCGAGUACAAGUUGGAAGCACAAGAGUCUUCUGUAAAGUUGGAGUGAUCACAGAGUUGGAAGAUCGCCGUCGAAACCAUUUGAAUUCGAUGAUCACAACGAUUCAAACCGAGAUUCGGACAUUUUUGGCGAUGAGAGAUUCCAAGAUGAGGGAAAGGAAACAAGAUGCGAUGGAGAUGAUCCAAUGGAAUGUCCGAUGUUUCAAUCAGAUCUCACAAUGGCCAUGGCACAGAAUAUUGACGCUUGUUCAUCCCUUGAUUCCUCGAGAACGUGAAAAGGAAAGAAUCGUCGAAUUGGAGAAGAAACUCUUGGAAUUUGAGAAAGAACGUCAAAAAAUGCACGAUGAUAAUCGCGAGUUGUGCACGGCAAUGCAACGCUUGCGCGACUCGCAAAGUCGAGAAGUUCGGAAAGCGGAUGAGGCGAAGAAAAUCGCGGAAAAGAUGUUGGAGGAUAAGACGCGGGAGUUGCACGAAGUGAAAACCGAGAUGUACUCGAAUGCCGAGAUUUUCGACCUUUUGGAAUCAAAGUAUCAACUGCAACAGAAAAAGAUUGGGGAGAUGACUGAAAUCCUUCGUGAUUACGAACGUCGCUUUGAGAAACUCGAUUAUGAGAGUAAAGAAAGGGAGAAAGAGCUGCACAGGACCAAAGAGCACCUGGAUGAAGAGAAAAAAAGAAGCGGAGAGCUCCAAUCGGAGCUCAUCGAAACACAGGGAACACUCAAAGAAAUGGAGGAAAGAAUGGAAAUCAUGUUGAAAGAGGAAAGGAGAUUGGUGGAAACGGUGGCCAGAUUGAUGAAUGCCCGAGAUGAGAGCGAUGAUCGAGCGAAACGACAAAACGAUCUCAUCACUGAAUUGCAGCAAACGAUCGAGGAUCUGAAUGGUCGAAUGGCGAAAGCAGAUUCACACGUCAAUGAGGAAAGACAACAAAGGAGGAAAAUCGAGAAAGAGUUCGAGAAAAGCAAAGAAGAAAAUGAAGCGAUCAAGGCAGAGGCUGAGAAAAUGAUCGAGAAAUAUGAUGUGCUGAAAGAGCAACUCAAAGACAAAGAGGCAAUGUUGAAGAGAUUGGAGAAGAAAAUAUCGGAAAAGGACUCGUUGAUGGAGGAGUGCAUAAAGGAUUUGAAAGAAUCGCAUCGGCAUCGCGUGGAUCAGCUCAAUGGACAAAUUGAUGACAUGAGAAGGAAAAAUAGCAAACUUGAAAACGAGAAUAUCUGUCAAAAGGGCUUAUUGGAGAGAGCCGAUUCACAAGUCGGAUUGAGUCAUUUGGGGAGGAGCAUUGACAGAGAGAAUAGCUUUGACUCGGAAUUUGGUCGAAGCAGCAGUGGUCGAAUGUCGAUGUCACAGCAUUCCCUGUGUCGACAAUACUCGAUUUGUUCGGUUCCCUCGUUUUCUUCGAUGAGAGCACUUGUGAGGAGGAGAGAAACCGAACCUGACCUGUACCAAGGGCUCUCUCGCGUUCCAUCAAUGACAUCCGUGGCCGAACAUCAGAGAAAGAUCCAAGAAUUAGAGAGACAACUACAAGACGCGAAAACCGAAGUGAAUUUGAAGAUGCGGGAAUUGGAUGUGUACAAGAGUGAAUUGCAUUCAAUGGAACAGGAGAAAGAGUCCAUUUCGAGACACAACAAAACACAGCAAGGAGAAAUUGAGAGAUUGACGAGGAAAGUCGGCAGUUUGUCGAGGACGAAUCAGGAUCUGGAACAUCGCGUGAAAAAAGCGAACGAGGAUUGCGAAGAAUGGAAGAAGAAAAUGGAGGAAAGUCUCGUUGAACAAAGAUUGGCAUUGGAGGAGCAUCGAAAACGUACAAUGGAGCGUUACGAAGAAUCACAACAUGCCAAAGAUUUGAAGAGUAGUCGAGUGACCGCAUUGGAAAGAAGUAAAGAAGAGCUGCAAACACAGCUGACACAAUGUCAAUUGGAUUUGGAUCGAGCAAUGGCGCAAGUGGCUGAUUUGGAGAGAACGAUGAGCACACAGGAGACAUUGGGUAGAACGUGGGAAAGCGAGUACCAUUCGGCGUGCUCUGAGGUCGAGUCGUUGAGAGAUGAGAACUGUGCGCUGAAGAGUAAGAUUCGGCGACAAUGGAAACAGAUUGAAAUUCUCACACGUCAAGAAGACAACGAAACGGCGCUGAAUUCUCUGCAGGAAAAAGUGGAUAAGUUGAAUGGACGAAUGGAA
This is a messenger RNA of Mesorhabditis belari, 4362 nucleotides long. NCBI's taxonomy places the organism in Eukaryota, Metazoa, Nematoda, Chromadorea, Rhabditida, Rhabditidae. The record is from the annotation of a GenBank genome assembly.